AUGCGUCGAACCCAGGAUUAUCUUUCCUGGUCGGUUUUGCUUGCUUCUCUGGGAGCAGUCCAGGGAAAGCUUGACUUGACCUCUGAUAAGAACAUCGCCGUCUACUGGGGUCAAAACUCGAUCCAAGCAGCAACAAAUGCUGCAGAUGGACAACAACCGUUGGCAGAGUACUGCAAGAAUGACGACAUUGAUGUCAUCCCAAUGGCGUUCGAGAUGAUGAUCAACGGCCCGGGUGGAGCUCCAGAGGUUGAUUUCUCUGUGGACAGCGAGGACUGUGAGGUUUUCGAGGGCACACAGUUGAAGCAUUGUCCUAAAAUUGCUGAGGACAUUAAGACAUGCCAGGAGAAAGGAAAAACUAUUCUCUUGUCCAUUGGGGGCGCAACUUAUAACGAGGGUGGCUUCAAGUCAGAUUCGGAUGCCAAAGAUGGAGCAGCGCUCAUUUGGGAAACAUUUGGACCCAAACAGCCCGGCUCCAAAGCUAAGCGACCAUUUGAUGACGCUGUCUUGGAUGGCUUUGACUUUGAUUUUGAGGCCACUGUUUCACACAUGGCACCUUUCGCCAAUGAGCUGCGCGCCUUGAUGGACAAGGACGAUAGCAAGCAGUAUUUCCUAACUGCUGCUCCUCAGUGCCCGUAUCCCGACGCUGCAGACAAGGAGUUUCUCAACGGUCCCGUUUCUAUCGACGCGAUCUGGGUGCAAUUCUACAACAACUUCUGCGGUGUGAACAACUUCAACAAGAACGAAAAAGACUCCAAGUACAACUUCGAGGAGUGGGACAACUGGGCCAAGACCGUCUCUAAGAACAAGGACGUUAAGGUAAUUAUGGGCGUCCCAGCCGACACUACUGCCGCCAGUACGGGCUACGUUCCAGCCGACAAGCUCGCCGAUGUUAUUGAGUACUCGAAGAAAUUCGAGAGCUUCGGCGGCGUAAUGAUGUGGGAUGUCAGUCAAGCAUAUGCAAAUGAUGGCUUCAUUAACAGCGUGCGAAAGGCGCUUGGUGGUCCUGAUUCCGGUUCGUCGUCGUCGUCCAACUCGGCGUCGACCACGGCGUCUGCACCUUCGUCCACUAACUCACCGAAUACCUCGCAAUCUUCCAAUGCACCCGCGUCCUCGUCCUCAUCUUCCUCCUCUUCUGCAUCUGGCUCCUCACAAGAUGGUCAUGACCGCCCAGAGACCACUACCGCUACCGAAGCUCAUCCCAAGCCAGCCAAACCUACCAAGCCAACAACAACAACAACAACAACAACAACCGAGCAGACCGAUGCCAAGCCGACCAAGCCUGCGCCAACCGAGAACGCUACUAACGCAGAGCCUACCAAGCCAAAGGCCAAGCCGACUGAGAAGCCAACUUCUACAACCAAGGCUAAACCUGCUCCAGAGCCAACUGCCGAGCCCUCGCCUAAGCCUCCCGCGGAUGACGAUGAUAGCUCCGAUGACACCAAUGAUGAUGACACGCCCAACCAGCAAGCUGCGCCUAACGACAACGAUACCACUGGCGUUGGCAACACAGACAAUGACAGUGAUAAGCCCAGUGGGCCUCUUAACGACCUUCUUGGAGGCAAUCUCUUUGGUCUUCUGAAAGGCCUUCGUCAGGCCAAUGGCCCUGUGACACACGGUCUCACACAUGGUCUCAAGGCUGGUAUCAAGGAUGGUCUUACCAAGAACCUUCGCCGAGCCAACCGAAUUGGAUACAACUAA
Penicillium angulare is the source of this 1698-nucleotide messenger RNA. Its product is annotated as glycoside hydrolase family 18 protein. Gene Ontology annotation, biological process: carbohydrate metabolic process. Gene Ontology annotation, cellular component: extracellular region. NCBI's taxonomy places the organism in Eukaryota, Fungi, Ascomycota, Eurotiomycetes, Eurotiales, Aspergillaceae. The record is from RefSeq and is a predicted model, not a curated record. Bases 1 to 1698 code for a protein of 565 amino acids. The transcript is spliced from 5 exons. Gene Ontology annotation, molecular function: chitinase activity.